AUGUCCGGCCAAGACUCGCAUUUAUUUUUGAGUAAGCCGACCGCCACCCCUGGUGUCUCGCGGCCAUCCAAACUGCCUCUUUUCGGCAAACGUUCGUCCGAGAAACAUCCACCGUCGGCGUCUCAACCUCCGGUCAGUUCUGCAUUUGCCACGUCUUCGCUAGGUCGCGUUCGUCCCUCUACAGUCGUCAGACCUUUUUUCGCUGCACAGUUCCAGUCUACUGCCUCCAAUGAUGCUCAACGCCGUCGCUAUCCCGCCAGUCAGCCUAGCACACCUGUUCGUAGUGGUCAGUGUGAAAUGAACCAAGAAUUUCAACAGCUUCAUCACAGUGCUCGUGCAACUUCUGGCUCUGCCACACCGAAAAGAGGUGAAGCUGGUGGCGUUAUCCCUCAAUCCAUCUCUUUCCCAGGCUCUCGUCAUGCCGUUGGAAAUCAGUCUUCCAAAUCUUCUAGAUCAAAAUCUUAUCGCAUGGAAAAUAUGUCAGUGGAGCACUUGCAGUAUUUGGAACGACGCCUUCAACAACUUCUUGAAAUUAUGCCUUUCCGACCUGUCCUCCCCGCCAAAGCAAAGAGCGACUCAGGUCGUCAGUCCGCACAUCCCUCGUGGGUGAGUAAUGUUCAUCAUCACCUCCAUCAGCAUCAAGCUCUUCACUACCCGGUAGUAGCAACCCCCUUACACUAUCAUCCGCCGACCGCCCCGCUCCUUCUCUUUCCGCCACAAUCGACCCCUCAACCGCAACCGCCAUCAGCAUCACAGCUUCCACCACCCCAUCCCACUGUUUCUGCAUCAGGUUUCGGUGAAAUCAGCUCCUACUACCUCUCCUCCUCACCCUCUUCUGCAUCCUCCUGCUAUGCUGGUUCCGCACCAUCCUCGUUGCAGGACUUCAACAGAGAUGAGGUAAAUCGGACUUAG
Hydatigera taeniaeformis is the source of this 912-nucleotide messenger RNA. The record is from the annotation of a GenBank genome assembly. Lineage: Eukaryota; Metazoa; Platyhelminthes; Cestoda; Cyclophyllidea; Taeniidae.